This is a messenger RNA of Enterobius vermicularis (human pinworm), 2121 nucleotides long. The record is from the annotation of a GenBank genome assembly. NCBI's taxonomy places the organism in Eukaryota, Metazoa, Nematoda, Chromadorea, Rhabditida, Oxyuridae.
AUGAUACGUUUUAAUAUCGAAGAUGUCGAGCAGUUCAUAAGACAAAAUGUGUUAUGGUCUAAACUUCCUGAAGAGGUGCGGAUUGUACUGGGAAGUUCUCAAAGGGAAUAUGACAAACUUGUGUUGGAAUAUUCAAUCAAAAAUCAGUUGAGAUAUAAGGGGAAUAUAGUUCGUCAUGUAAAGAGGAACGAGGAGCAGUAUUAUGAUAUUAUGCUGAAAUAUAGCGAGACUCAUUUAAUGCUUUAUCCUUAUCAUUUACAAGACAUUGUUGUUUGCGGCCUUCGUAUGACACCCUUCAAUUAUUACAUGAACAUCGUAAUGGGUUUGAUGACUGCAGAAAAAAGCUAUGACUCUUUGCCAAACUUUACUGCUGCUGAUACUAUGCGGCUGCUUGGGAUUGGAAGGAAUCAAUAUAUUGAACUGAUGAAUCAGAACAGAUGUAACAAAAGGCUUUUUCGACGAAACAAAACCAUACGCGAAUUAUUACCAUCAAAGCCUGUACAAAUACCGAUAGAACCGUGGUGGUUAAUAUGUUCAGGGAACAUUUUGGAAUCAGAUGCCAAACAGUUAUCGAAGGACGAAAAAGAUGUUUUGGAUAUGUUAAUAGAUGAAGGACCUCAGCUUGCUGGAACUCUUGACGUGAAUUUAGUUCAGAGUUUGUACAACAGAGGGCUUGCUUACAUUGAUGUACCUGUUUAUGAUGGCGACUUCAUUUUCGUUCCGACGCUAGAUGGCUUUGUCAUGAACCGAGUGCUGGGUGAUUAUUUUGAGAACCUGCUAUACCAAAUCUUUGUUGCUAUUGAUGAGCAGACGACGGUGAAAGAGCUGUCUGAAAUGCUAAAUAUUGAUUUGGCCUUGGUAAAAAACGCUGUUUCUGUAUUUUGUCGUUUGGGCUUUGCAAAAAAGCGAGUGACUGGUUUGGAGAACCUGGCACUGCAUGUUACCUGGACUUCUAUGACAACAUCAAUCUCUACGGGGUGGGGUGAGCUAUCAACUUCGUUAGUCUCACCUUGUGGAGCCGAUGAGGAAGAUGAUAGUGAGUUUGGGACGGCUGAAACAUCAUCUAGCUCUAACAAUUUGGCAGCUUCUCUUUCGCCUCCUAUUAACACUCCGCUUUCUGCUACGGAAACCGUAAAGCGAAUUGCUUUCUUAUUUGACUCUACACUAACUGCCUUUCUUAUGAUGGGUAACCUGUCCGCAUCGUUGAAAAAUCACGCUGUCACAUUAUUUGAAGUUGGAAAGUUAAGCGAUGAAGCCUUGGACAGUUUCAUUGAAGAACUGCAGAAUGUGAAAUUAUUUGUCGAAGGUGAAGCUCAAAGAUAUUCGGAGCAUGCGCAGAUGUUGCUGCUAAUGAUUCGUGCUUUACGAGAAGAUAGUGAACUUGAUUUAAUACGUGGUGAAAGCUUGUGGUCUUUAGAUCACGCUACGCAGGUAACACAUAUAUAUAAUUUUUUUUGUUGGGAUGUCUGCACAUCUUGGUUUCGCCUUUACUUAUAUAAAGUUUUAUGUGCUGGUCCAAUAUCUAUGUAUAUACCAAAAGGUACAAGAGUUUCGGAGUUACCUCAUGCAUUUUGGAAGUCCAAACGCUUGCUUUUGAAUACAGCAGCUCAUGAACCUGUUAUUGUCUCUGUCCAUAGUUGCCUGGCUUCUUUGAACGACACUUUGCAAACACAUGCAGUUUUUUUGCAGGCUUCACAUUCUGCUUUGUUUUUCUUUUUCGAAAAUUUCUCUCAACAUCCUUCUGUUCAAAAGCUUCGGGAAUUGUUAAGUUUAAAUGUAUUAUGCGGUUAUGUGAUUCUUAUAAAACGAAGAUUCGCUGCUUUACCGAAAACGGAUGAAACAUUGAUAAAAAAAGUUCCGUCUUACCGGCGGGGCAUGAAUGGUGACGAAACUUUUUCGGAUUUUCUAGUGCUUGAUUGCGUUUUUGGAAUCCCACUUUUUGAUGAACCACUCAGUCGAAUUAUUUGCCAAAGGAUAAAGAGUACAUCGCUCUUUGCUCCAAAAAAGUAUUUAGACUUUUGUUUUUCAAGUUUGGUCUCAGACGAUUCCUAUCGAUGGCUGCCCCCAACACAACCAUUAUUGUUUGAUGGAUCGAAUAUAUCUGUUUACACAUUCCCUUGA